GGGCAAGGCUUCUUUUGCCCGGUCUCUUUUUCCUCUGGCCGUGGCGGGGCACAGCCGCCCACCGUCCCGCGGGGCUCGCCGCGCCGGAGGGUGCCGAGGCUGCCGCCCCACUCGCAGGCGAGGCGAGGGGCGCUCCCGCGAGGCGGAGGGGCCGUUGGUGGGGGAGCUGUAACGGCCCGGGCGCGGAGCCGGGUGUGUGCUGCCGCGCUCCUCCCUGACAGGCCUCGAGGAGACGCGAUGGCAUCUCGGGAGGCUUUGGAAACGUCCUUCUUCAGCCUGAGCGGUGUGAGAGAGCGGAUGCGGGAGAAGAAACAUGGAGCCUUGAAGACGGCGAAGCUGAACGCCUCACUUGCAUCAAAAAUCAAAACGAGGAUCAUUAACAACUCCUCCACUAUUAAAAUCUCCCUAAAACACAACAAUAAGGCCCUUGCCCUGGCCCUCAAUGCGGAGAAAGCCAAUGCAAAGCGGCUCACCCAGGAGAAGACCAUCUUGCAGAAGGAGGUGGAGCAGUGUCACUUCCAGAAUGCUGUGCUGCGGCACAGGCUCUGCUGUCUGAACAACACCCUGAAAGAAAUUGAAAACCUUAUGGCUGCAGUUAAGAUGGACCGGCUGUCUGAGUUCAACACAAGUUCUAUAUUCUUGCCCAAUGGCCGGAAGAGCAGCAUGACUGAAGAAAGCUGGGCUGAUGAUAUUGCAAAUGGUCAGCUUCUGAGGGCUGCAAGGAUGCCAAUGAGGGUGCCCGUUUCCAAGCUCUGUGAUGCAGGACAGCAAGGUGGCAGCUCCACAGCUGUACAGACACCCUCGCUACAUCUUCAGAGACCUGCUACUAACGAGCCCCUGGAAACUGUGCCUGUUGCCUCCAAAGACACUUUGCCACUACAGCCUGCUGAGAAGCCUCAGUCCCACCAGGAGCAGAAUGGGAAGAGGCAAACUGAAGCAAUGGAAGCACAAGAGGCUUUUCUUGACUCUUGCAUCUUUGGAGAGGCCUUGUGUACCACGCAAGAAAACUUCAAAAAUCUGCCAGCGCUUGCCUGGGAAAGUCAUGCUCUUUCAUAUGAGGGUGAUGAGAUGGGAAAAUGUUUCUUGGAUCGUCCCUCACAAGUGCACAUUACUCAGAGGAGGAAGCGUUCCACCCUGACUGCAACAAGCACUCCAUCUUCUGGUGUGCAUAUCUCCCCACUUGUCAGUUCCACUCAGGCAGCUCGGUGGAGUAUCACAAAGGACGGCGGCAGCUCCAGCACGAGCAGCACACAGCCACAGCUGACAUUUCAAAGCUGCCUGGUUUCGCCUAUUGAAACCACUGUAAUUCCUGAUAGAAAAUCUUUGGGUAAAGAGGUUUUCUGUGAUCAGCCACAGGCUAAAGAAAUUGGGUGUGCUGUUGAAACGGACCCCAGCUAUAGCCAAGGCCCGGAGUUUGUUCCUGUAAAGGUUAAAAGCAAACGUAAUUGUAAAACUGGUGAGAAAGCAACUGUUAAAAAAGCAAGCACAGGAAAGAAGAAAACAAAUGCAAUUAAAAACAAUGCAGAAAGUUGUCCUGAUCUACCUCAAGGUGAAGAGAGUGCUCAAAACGCAAAGGAGCUUCUUCAGCCAGAAGGUGAAACAUGUUCUAGCGAAUCUGGAGCUUCUGAGAUGAGGCAGAAGGCUUGUGAGGGGGCUUUCGACAGGAAGAACAGGGACUGUGGUGCAAAGGAGCAUUCUCGCUCUCCUGAUAAAGUCCGAGAUCUCAGAAGAACGUAUGUGGUGCAUCCAGAACAACUGCAUAGUCUUGGAAGUGGUGACUCACUGCAGCAGGAGGAGAUCCAAAGUGUAGAGAGCUUGUCAAAAAGCCCAGUUUGUACCUUCUCAAGUCAUGAAGUUCCAUCAGAUGCUUCCAGUCUACAAAAUUCAGUUUUCUUGAGGAAAGAGACCUCAAGUACCCAUGCUUCGCAAGAGAACUCAAGUGUGAGUGCAAAGAGCAUCAGACAGAAAAUCAACAGAAAAACCAGAGUAAUUAGGCAAAGAGAUGACUGUGAUGAGAAUCUGCCAACCAGUGUGAAAAUCCCAGAGGCCAAAGCUGAAGAACAGCCUAAAAGAAGCCAGACAAGGAGGAAAACAGCUAUCAGGAAAAGAAGUUGUGGUGAUCAGAGAAAUAAAGUUGAUGGUUUUGGGCCACAUGUAGAUGUUCAAGAAGUAGCUAAGCAGAGCACAAAGGAUUCACCAGCUAAUCUUAAAUGUAGCAGGAAAACUUACAUUGUCCAUCCUUUGAAUCUUGCAGAAAACUUGGGCCGUGCCCAGACAUAUUUCAAAGGGGAUGAAAUUGUACCUACCGUGUUGAUUCCUGAGAGCAAAGCUAGCAAAAUCCCCAGAGUACAGAGGAUGGUAGCUGCUCAGAGCAAUAAAAAACAGACAGAGGACCUUCAAGAAAAGGAGCAAGCUAAAGUUCACAACAUGAAGGCUUUGAAAAAAGAGGCUUAUGCCAAACUAAAGCCUCAGAGGAAGAGGAAAAUCUCUAGUCCUCCAGAGACUGAUUCCCUGGCCAAGCCAAGUGCCCUGACAGGGAAGUUUUCCAGCAUUACGGAUCUGCUGUCUGGGCCAGAUGCCUUCCUGGAGGAGCAGAUAGCUGAGAUAUCGCUUGCAAAAAAUCUUCUGGAUGUUUCAUGCAGUUUUGAAUCCUCCUUUGUGACCUGUUCUCCAGCUUCACCUGUCAGCUCCAGGCUUACAGAUGUUUCCAAGAGCUUAAGUACUGAGGGCAACAGAAUGCCAGAGAGAUCCUCUGUUCAGUCAGAAAGCCCCCUGAUAAUUAAAGAAAUUACUUCAGAUGAAAUACCUGGGGAAAGAAAGCAGGUUGAGUCAAAUUCUCAGAGCACACCUUCACGGGAACCUGAGAUCAGGCCGCUACAGGACUUGACCAAUGCCAAGACUCCAUCCAUCUCAGAAGUGUCAAGGCGCCCAUCCAGGCGGAGGCAGGACCCAGGCUGCUAUACAGAGCCUAAACUCAACAGUAAACUGAGGCGGGGUGACCCAUUUACAAACAUGGAGUUCUUCCACUCCGCUCUCUACAAAAACAAAAAGAAGAAAACUGCCAAAGCCAAGGAAAGGACCAAGAAGAUCAAAGAGGAAAAAGAAUGGCUUCUUAAAGGAUGUCCCAGCGCCAAGGCAGGCAACCUAGUAACACCUUCCACGGACAUGAUGCCAGAAGUAAACUAGUGAUUGAACAGGCAGCCCCCAAGCUCCUAGGGGCUUGUGCAUGUUUGCUAGAAUAAUUCCAAUGUUUUGUAUAGCUUAUUCUUUAUUUUGAUUUUAAAGUAUGAAUAAAGUCUACAUGGUCAGUAUAAAA
Columba livia (rock pigeon) is the source of this 3316-nucleotide messenger RNA. Its product is annotated as shugoshin 2. The transcript is spliced from 9 exons. Gene Ontology annotation, biological process: meiotic sister chromatid cohesion. Bases 238 to 3186 code for a protein of 982 amino acids. Gene Ontology annotation, cellular component: kinetochore; chromosome, centromeric region. NCBI's taxonomy places the organism in Eukaryota, Metazoa, Chordata, Aves, Columbiformes, Columbidae. The record is from RefSeq and is a predicted model, not a curated record.